Molecule: messenger RNA, 324 nt
Organism: Magnolia sinica
Lineage: Eukaryota; Viridiplantae; Streptophyta; Magnoliopsida; Magnoliales; Magnoliaceae
Product: enolase-like
Exons: 1
Coding region: 1-324 (107 amino acids)
Biological process (GO): glycolytic process
Cellular component (GO): phosphopyruvate hydratase complex
Molecular function (GO): magnesium ion binding; phosphopyruvate hydratase activity
Source: RefSeq, a predicted model, not a curated record
AUGGAUGUUGCAGCUUCAGAGUUUUAUAACAGUAAGGAUAAGACCUAUGAUCUAAACAUCAAGGAGGAGAACAAUGACAUAUCGCAGAAAAUAUCAGGAGAUAGUUUGAAGAAUGUCUACAAGUCAUUUGUUGCUGAAUAUCCGAUUGUUUCCAUCAAAGAUCCCUUUGAUCAAGAUGAUUGGGAGCAUUAUGCUAAGCUGACUACAGAGAUUAGUGAGAAAGUACAGAUUGUUAGUGAUGAUUUACCUGUCACCAACCCUAGGCAUGUGAAGAAAGCAAUAAAAGAAAAGGCCUACAAUGCCCUUCUGUUAAAGGUGAACUAA